Molecule: messenger RNA, 4093 nt
Organism: Falco peregrinus (peregrine falcon)
Lineage: Eukaryota; Metazoa; Chordata; Aves; Falconiformes; Falconidae
Gene: C9H11orf16
Product: chromosome 9 C11orf16 homolog
Exons: 7
Coding region: 1885-3474 (529 amino acids)
Source: RefSeq, a predicted model, not a curated record
AAAAAAAAAAAGAAAAAAAGAAGAGUUAACAGCUGUUAAGGGAAAAAAAUGAAGGUUAGGGAUCACAGCAGAGCUGAACCGAUUUCUGCAUUGUAUUUUGGCAUGGUUUUGAUACGUACUUUGCAAGAAGAGGGUAGAGUUAAUGAAUCCUUCCCAUUGUGAAACGGGAAAGUUUGUGAAGCGAUUUGAUCGCAGUUUGUCUCAGCUUCAACCUUUCUUUCAGCAUUUCAAGCUAGUUUAUUGGUAAUACCCUGUGGUGGUGGGUUGCUUUUUUUAAAAUCUGAACUGUAGCUUUGUGUGGAGCUAUUUUUUGCCCUGCAAUAGUAGGCAGAAAGCUUAGAGGACUGCGUCCUCUUACAUUCCCGUGUCUGCCCCUGCAGUCUCCCAGUGCAACACCGGCAUCAACGGGGAGCUGAAAAUGGAGCAGAUGUGUGACAGGCAAAUGGUCCUCCCUGUACUCACGUUCCACUGGUUUUAACUGGGAAGGUCAGGGUGCCUGAUCCUGGUAGGUAACAACUGUGGCAACCUCCGUAGCAACUAGGAAACACUGGCAGCAAAUGGCUUCCUGCGUCAGGCAGGCAGAAAGGCGAGGGUUCUGCAUCGGGACUAAAUCCAAAUCGACCAGAUGUAGCGUUAUCAAUAGCUGGUAAGUUUGAAAGGCUGCUGUGUCAAGUUACCUGGAAAAAAAUCUGCUGGGAUGUUGCACAAUUGCCUUGGUCAUCGCCCUGUUUUAUACAGAAACAGGGGACCUGGCUUGCAGCAGUAACAGCACUGUAUGGGUUUAAAAUGUGCUUUAAAGUAGAAUUCAUAGUUGCAUUUCUUUGCAAAGUAUUACUGAUUCCAUGUUGUUUUGGUUUAUAAUAGGGGAGUUCGUGUACCUGUGAAACAAGGGUCUGUAUUGUGUUGGUUUGCUGACUUAGACGUGUCCUGCAGCAGUUAAGUCACUCUUCUUGCCAGGUUUGGUGUGCUGGUUUUCUGAAAUUGUGUAUCUGCGAGUCCCUGUAACAAGGUCUCCCAGAUCAUAUCUCUUGGGUAAGAGACAUAACAUUGAAACACAGGUGCUUGAAUUGUAUUUUGUGAAGUGAAUUAGGCACUUAAAAUGUAUGUAUUGUUGAAUUUCCAUGCAAGUUUUACCCAUAGCAUGCUGAACAUUUCAAAGCAAUAUUUAAAAAAGAAAAAGAAAUGGAAGUUUGUCUACUACAUCUUGUCAGAUCACCAGAGAUAGCAUUGCAUCAUCAGUCUUACCAUGACAGCCUCUGAAUAGGUAGCGCUUGUCAAAUCUGAGCAUCUCAUUCUUUCUUAUGGCAAGCCAUAAUCCUGCCAUUAUAGAAUAUGACAGGACAGCUGAAAGAUUAAAAUAUUUCCUAUUAGUUCAUCAUUAUAAGUAAGACUAGUAACAGGCAACUGUAACAUCAUGUUCAAAAACUGUCACGUUGACUCAGCCCGUCAGCUCCAGCUGUGGUUUCUGUCUCAGCUUGUAGAAUGGGGAAGGUUUGGCAGGAACUGUGCAAGAGGGCUUGAAAGGAGAGAGCAGGUCUAAGAAAAGCGCUGGAUAUCACACAGGGCGACAAAAGUUGGAGGGAGGUGAAAGGUGUUGCUUUCCUGGGGAUUCUCACAGCGUUUCUAGCUUUCUUGGGUGUUUCUGUCCCUCUGCCAGGUCAGGAUUCGAGUGACUGAAGGUCAUUGAAGUCAGUGAUAUGGGUUCAUUUGACAAAUGCCAGCCUGGAUAUUUUGAAUUAAUUCUUUUUAAGUAAAAAUAAACAAUUAAAGUUCCUUAGUUCUUGUGGUACACUGGAAAGCAUUCACUUGUGUUGGAAAAUGCCAGUAAAUCAUCUCUUUUCUGCCAACAGCGACUGAGUCCUGCAGGUAGCUGUGGUUGCAGGAAUGGCUGGUUGGGAAGGGUUCCUGCCGAGGGGUCACCGAUACUGCAGUGCCGUGCCAGCUGCAGACAAGUUCUCGUGCUCCAGCCUCGUACUGACUGCCAACCCCUGCUGCAGGAGCUCCUUUGUGGUGCAUCCCGCCUGGAUUGCUGAGCCCCUCAGCCCCCAGAGGUGCCGGUGGACUAGCCACUGCCUUCCCUCCCUUGGCCCAGCGUGGAAGAGGCUGAGUGCAUCAUGGAGACCUGUGGGCUUAGACAGCAACACCCCUGUGCUGGCGAGAGGGGAACAAGAUGGAUUUUACUACCACGGUACAGUAAAAGAGGAGCUAGAGAGUGAAAGAGGCAUGUUCCUGGUAGAGUUUGCCAAACCGCUUGUGUCACGUGGAAGGCAUCCAGUGUGUGUGCAAAAAACAGCUAAGGAUGACAUCCUGGAAUACGUGAACGGGAUGAAGCACUCCUUACUCCCUGGAGACAAAGUGCUGGCACCCUGGGAGCCAAACAUGGCCAGGUACGGCCCAGGAACCGUCCUCACAGGCAUUGAGACACGGGACCCCUUACGAGCCUCCGAAGAUGAAGAAAUUAUGGUCCAGUUCUGGAAUGAGAAGAAAGUGAAACUCCCGCGAGGUGUGGCUCUGUGGAUCCCUCCUGGCCUGUGGGAGAGGAUUGUAGAGAUGAUCCAUAUGCCCCUCACCAGCAGGAUGAAGCCCAGAGAAAGCCCAGACACUAACAGCUGUGUUUUCUCCUGCAGUCCUAAACCAGCCCUGAUUCCAGUUAGUGCUAUACACAGCCUUGCUGGGCACUGCUUGCUCUGCUCACCCUGCUGGCCACGCUUCCACUGUCGCUGUGAUGGUGGAUGCUGUUCAUCAGCAUACGUCAGGUAUAUCUGCUGCUGCCAUCCCCGCAUUGAUGCCUGGUGGCCUCUUCCAUCCAGGUCUCUGGUCUUUCAGAGCAAAGCUGAAGAGGCAGGGUCCAGCAGUGGUUCCUCUCCAUGCCUUCUAGAACUGAAAGGCCCAAAGCAAGAAGCAGCAGCAGCUGUGACAGCAUCUUCCUCCUCUUCUGAUCCGGUGGAGGACCCGGAGCCAUUCCCCACCAAGAGUACUGUGGUGGAUAAUGCUGUUGACACUGGCUCCGGCUGUCUUGAGAAGCCUAAGCUAAAGGAUUCUGCAAGACCUGAGUGGAAAUGCUGGAAAAGAAGCCAACACAAGUCCCGUCCCAGUAAUUCAGGACUGGGCAGACUCAGCAGCACACAUACAAAGGGCAAGCUGGAAUCCAAAGCCAUCUCUGCUGGAGAUGUGUCCCGUGUUGCCUCGACUAAUCAGAAUGAAAUGUUUGAAACCAUCCAGCAGUCUCCCAGAGGGCAACUCACAAUGAAAGAAAUCUUAAGAGACCGAGAUUUCAAGCUGUCAUUGGGGGAAAGUUUUGCAGCAUCAGAAAAACAAAGAUACAGAACAGCAAGAAAGAAAACAGAGACAGAUGAUAAACGUAAAGUGACUUGCAUAGCAGAUGACAAACUUGAUGAUACAGACCAUGUCAGAAGAGGACAGACAGAAAAAAAGAGUGAAGAGCUCACUUGUAACAAAGCAAAAGAGACAUGAUCAACCAGAAUUCAAGAACUGUACAACUGAUGAAGUUCAGGAGCUGAAACUUAAGGAUUAAAGCAGAAGAUAAAGUAGCCAGAGGGUAAAGGACCUGCUACUGUAGAUAUAAACAACAAAACGCUUAGAGAUCCAGCAUUCAAGUCACUGAAUUAUAUAGUCCCAUGAAAAAUAACCAAAACCUUAAUGCCAUCAGCUACAAAAAAAUUAGAUAGAUAUAUAUAGGUCACAUCACUAAUUCUAACUGUAGAAUCUGAUCCUGUGAGAGUUAAGCAUCCAGCCAGUCUCGUUAGUGGGACUACUCAUGUUUAAAGCUUAAGAAUUUGGCUGUAAGCUGCCACAUGCAGUUGCUCUGAAAAGCAGUACUUUUUCCCUGCAGGAAACAGGAGACAAUUCAGGGUACCCUACUGCCUACUGGAAACGGCAGCUAACUGGUGGUUUAGCCUAGGUAAGAGCCUGCAAAGAGACAGGACCUGAAGUGUCAAUAGCUUCUGUGCCUGUACUGAACAUCUGGCACAGACUCAAGCACCUUUGCAGUUGUGGUCCUAGACAGCCAAAUUUCAUUUGGAUUUUAUUUAUCAGAAUAAUAAAAGGCAUUGAUAGGAAAGAUGCAUUGAAU